This is a messenger RNA of Myotis lucifugus (little brown bat), 2378 nucleotides long. It is a transcript of the gene AGAP2, whose product is annotated as ArfGAP with GTPase domain, ankyrin repeat and PH domain 2. NCBI's taxonomy places the organism in Eukaryota, Metazoa, Chordata, Mammalia, Chiroptera, Vespertilionidae. Bases 48 to 2378 code for a protein of 776 amino acids. The transcript is spliced from 18 exons. Gene Ontology annotation, molecular function: GTP binding; GTPase activity; GTPase activator activity. Gene Ontology annotation, cellular component: nucleus. The record is from RefSeq and is a predicted model, not a curated record.
UCAGGGCCAGAGGUUGCUGUUAGCCUGGCAGGGCAGGUUUGGGUAACAUGCACGCCCAAAGGCAGCUGGCUAUAGCUGCAGUGAGAGCAGAAGUCAAACGACAUGAGGUAGCCAAGCAGGCUCUAAGCCGCCUCAGGAAACUGACAGAGAGGGUGGGUGACUCGGAACUUCGUGACAGCAUCCGGGCCUCACUGAACAGCAUACAAGAGGCUGUGGUCAAUAGCCAGGAAUGGACUUUGAGCCGCUCCAUUCCUGAACUGCGCCUGGGUGUACUGGGCGAUGCCAGGAGUGGGAAGUCAUCGCUCAUCCAUCGAUUCCUGACUGGUUCAUACCAGGUGCUGGAGAAGACAGAGAGUGAGCAGCACAAGAAAGAGAUGUUGGUGGAUGGACAGACUCAUCUGGUGUUGAUCCGAGAGGAAGCUGGGGCACCUGAUGCCAAGUUCUCAGGCUGGGCAGAUGCUGUGAUCUUGGUCUUCAGCUUGGAGGAUGAGAACAGUUUCCAGGCCGUGAGCCGUCUCCACGGGCAGCUGAGCUCCCUUCGGGGGGAGGGACGAGGAGGUCUGGCGCUGGCAUUGGUGGGGACGCAAGACAGGAUCAGUGCUUCUUCCCCUCGGGUCGUGGGUGAUGCUCGUGCCAGAGCUCUGUGCGCAGACAUGAAACGCUGCAGCUACUACGAGACUUGUGCAACCUACGGGCUCAAUGUGGACCGGGUCUUCCAGGAGGUGGCCCAGAAGGUGGUGACCUUACGCAAACAGCAACAGCUUCUGGCUGCCUGCAAAUCCCUGCCCAGCUCCCCAAGCCACUCAGCUGCUUCCACUCCCGUAGCUGGGCAGGCUAGUAACGGGGGCCACACUAGCGACUACUCUUCUUCCCUCCCGUCCUCACCCAACGUCGGUCACCGCGAGCUCCGAGCUGAGGCAGUGGCAGUGGCUGGAUUGAGCACCCCAGGGUCCCUGCACCGGGCAGCCAAGCGCAGGACCAGCCUGUUUGCGAAUCGCCGGGGCAGUGACUCUGAAAAGCGGAGCUUGGACAGUCGGGGAGAGACAACAGGGAGUGGGCGAGCCAUUCCCAUUAAACAGAGCUUUCUACUAAAGCGAAGUGGCAAUUCCUUGAACAAAGAAUGGAAGAAGAAAUACGUGACCCUGUCCAGUAACGGCUUCCUACUUUACCACCCCAGCAUUAACGACUACAUCCAUAGUACCCACGGCAAGGAGAUGGACUUGCUACGAACAACAGUCAAAGUCCCUGGCAAGCGGCCCCCACGGGCCAUCUCUGCUUUUGGCCCCUCAGCCAGCAUCAAUGGGCUCGUCAAGGACAUGAGCACUGUCCAGAUGGGUGAAGGCCCUGAAGCCACUACUCCCACGCCAAGCUCAAGCCCCAGCCCCAGUUCCCUGCAGCCACCAUCAGACCAGACAUCCAAACACUUGCUGAAGCCAGACCGGAAUUUGGCCCGAGCCCUCAGCACUGACUGUACCCCAUCUGGAGACCUGAGCCCCCUGAGUCGGGAACCUCCUCCUUCUCCCAUGGUGAAGAAGCAGAGGAGGAAAAAAUUGACAACGCCGUCCAAGACUGAAGGCUCCUCUGGGCAGGCCGAAGAGGAAAACUUCGAGUUCUUGAUCGUGUCCAGCACUGGUCAGACGUGGCACUUUGAGGCCGCCAGUUUUGAGGAGCGGGAUGCCUGGGUCCAGGCAAUUGAGAGUCAGAUCCUAGCCAGUCUGCAAUGCUGUGAGAGCAGCAAGGUCAAGCUGCGCACAGACAGCCAAAGCGAAGCCGUGGCUAUCCAGGCGAUCCGGAACGCCAAGGGGAACUGUAUCUGCGUGGACUGCGGGGCUCCCAACCCCACGUGGGCCAGCUUGAACCUGGGCGCGCUCAUCUGCAUCGAGUGCUCCGGCAUUCACCGGAACCUGGGCACGCACCUGUCCCGCGUCCGCUCGCUGGACUUGGACGACUGGCCUCGGGAGCUGACCCUGGUGCUGACGGCAAUUGGCAACGAUAUGGCCAACCGCGUGUGGGAGAGCAACACGCGGGGCCGAGCCAAGCCCACGCGGGACUCCUCGCGGGAGGAGCGUGAGUCAUGGAUUCGCGCCAAGUACGAGCAGCUGCUGUUCCUGGCGCCGCUGGGUUCUCCGGAGGAGCCGCUGGGCCGCCAGCUGUGGGCUGCAGUGCAGGCCCAGGACGUGGCCGCCGUCCUCCUGCUUCUGGCCCACGCGCGACACGGGCCGCUAGACACCAGCGUGGAAGACCCGCAGCUCCGCUCCCCACUGCACCUGGCGGCCGAGCUCGCCCACGUCGUCAUCACGCAGCUGCUGCUGUGGCCCCGCCGCCGGAAGCAGCGCCGCAGCAUGGGCGCGCCGACGCCCCCCGUCGCGCUGGUCUAG